Parnassius apollo (apollo) is the source of this 441-nucleotide messenger RNA. The record is from the annotation of a GenBank genome assembly. NCBI's taxonomy places the organism in Eukaryota, Metazoa, Arthropoda, Insecta, Lepidoptera, Papilionidae.
AUGCUUCAGAUCAGGCACAACAGGCCAAGAAUUGUGCGCACCGUCAGGAUGGCGUUUGCUGGGACAAAUGUCAGUUUGUCCCAGCCGGAUAUAACACAAAAACUGACGGAGCGCAUAGAUGAUCUGAAGCAGAGAAUCGCUGCUUGGGGAAAGCGGAUUCGGCGAUAUACCGAGAGUUCGACACGGUUCAACCAGAAUCGUCUCUUCCAGAGUGAUCAGAAGAGGCUCUAUGAAUCAUUGGAGCGACCAAUGGUAAGUGAAACGGGUCCAGCACCGAAUCAGGCCGACACUGUAGCAUUCUGGCGCGGCCUGUGGCUGACCACGCUGUGGUUUACGGGCUCUGAAGCCCGUAAACCACAGCGAGGGCCCUUGGACGGAAGUUGUGGCGAGUCAGUGUGCGGGUAUUACGCCCAUGGACCCCGUCAUCAUAACGCCGGAUGA